AUGACUGUGUACUAAAGCAAUAGUGAAUUUCAAAAACCUACCCUGACUAACUUAGCCCAAAGUGCAUACAUGAGUUCGCCAUUAUAACCAAAUAUUCUCUCUCGAUCUUAACCAAUCACUCCAAACAAUGGAGAUUAGGCUGAUUAAAUCAUAGAAAUCGGUUUACCCAAGGUUUUAACAAGAAAAAUGACAAAAAAUGAUUAUUUAACAACAGCCAAUGGACAUAAAUCAUAGUAAGAAAUCUUUUGCAAUAAUUGCCAAAGAAUAAAUAUGACUAGACUUGAAACUGAAUACGGAUUGGGUGCUAUCUAAGUUACUUGUUUGUUAAUUGUCUUAUUUUGGCCAUUAUGCUGGUUGCCUUGUAUCCUAAAAUAAUGUAAAGACAUAAUUCAUUACUGUCCAUUUUGUAACUAAAUAGUUGGAAGAACCCCCUACACAUUCUGUUGA
Molecule: messenger RNA, 447 nt
Organism: Paramecium tetraurelia
Lineage: Eukaryota; Ciliophora; Oligohymenophorea; Peniculida; Parameciidae
Exons: 2
Molecular function (GO): zinc ion binding
Source: RefSeq, a predicted model, not a curated record